Leptosia nina is the source of this 357-nucleotide messenger RNA. The record is from the annotation of a GenBank genome assembly. NCBI's taxonomy places the organism in Eukaryota, Metazoa, Arthropoda, Insecta, Lepidoptera, Pieridae.
AUGGCAGAAAAACUAGAAGAUCUCAAUUUACCACUGACAGUCGUCGGACGGAUAGUUAAAGAAGCUUUGCCAGAUGGAGUUGCAAUUUCCAAAGAGGCGCGAACCGGUUUAGCCAAAGCUGCAUCUGUUUUCGUUCUGUACGUUACCUCUGCAGCAACAAACACAGUGAAACAUCAUAAAAGGAAAGCUCUAACGGGUCAGGAUGUGUUAGAGGCGAUGGCAGAUAUUGAAUUUGAGAGAUUUGUGGAGCCACUACGUGAAGCCCUCGAGCAGUACAAAUUAGCGGCCUCUGCGAAGAAGUCUGCUGGAAAGAAAAAAGAUGACGAAGAUGUAGAAAUCGUAGAGGAAGACAAUUAA